Grus americana (Whooping crane) is the source of this 667-nucleotide messenger RNA. Its product is annotated as leucine-rich repeat-containing protein 7-like. NCBI's taxonomy places the organism in Eukaryota, Metazoa, Chordata, Aves, Gruiformes, Gruidae. The record is from RefSeq and is a predicted model, not a curated record. Gene Ontology annotation, cellular component: postsynaptic membrane; adherens junction; postsynaptic density. The transcript has 5 exons. The coding region runs from base 149 to 667 and encodes 172 amino acids. Gene Ontology annotation, biological process: neurotransmitter receptor transport postsynaptic membrane to endosome; neurotransmitter receptor transport, endosome to postsynaptic membrane. Gene Ontology annotation, molecular function: protein binding.
GCUGCCGCCGCCUUUGUGUCUGGGCGCCGCCCCGCGCACGGAGGCGGGUCCUGCGCGGCGGGGCCGGCGGGCGGCGAGCCGCGGGCGCGGGCAGCCCUCGGCGGCGCCCCCGCAGGCUCCGCGCCCCCGGACCGCGGCUCGACCGCGCAUGGACGCGCGCUCCCGCCUGCACCUAUGCUGUUUGGAGAUGACAACCAAAAGGAAAAUUAUCGGCCGCUUGGUGCCCUGCCGGUGUUUUCGUGGUGAAGAAGAAAUCGUCUCAGUGUUAGAUUACUCUCACUGUGGCCUACAGCAGGUGCCAAAGGAGGUUUUUAACUUUGAACGAACAUUAGAGGAGCUUUACCUAGAUGCCAAUCAAAUUGAAGAGCUACCUAAGCAACUGUUCAACUGUCAAGCUUUACGCAAACUGAGUAUACCAGACAAUGACCUUUCCAGUCUGCCAACCACUAUUGCUAGCUUAGUUAAUCUCAAAGAACUUGAUAUCAGUAAAAAUGGAAUUCAAGAUUUUCCAGAGAAUAUUAAAUGUUGUAAGUGUUUAACAAUUAUUGAAGCCAGUGUCAAUCCAGUCUCUAAGCUGCCAGAUGGCUUCACACAACUUCUAAAUUUGACCCAGCUCUAUCUAAAUGAUGCCUUUUUGGAGUUUCUUCCAGCUAACUUUGGAAGGUAA